Culex pipiens pallens (northern house mosquito) is the source of this 3813-nucleotide messenger RNA. It is a transcript of the gene Chsy, whose product is annotated as chondroitin sulfate synthase 1. The transcript is spliced from 9 exons. Gene Ontology annotation, molecular function: glucuronosyl-N-acetylgalactosaminyl-proteoglycan 4-beta-N-acetylgalactosaminyltransferase activity. Gene Ontology annotation, cellular component: Golgi cisterna membrane. Bases 1159 to 3798 code for a protein of 879 amino acids. The record is from RefSeq and is a predicted model, not a curated record. NCBI's taxonomy places the organism in Eukaryota, Metazoa, Arthropoda, Insecta, Diptera, Culicidae.
CGCGCGGAAUUCCUCCACUCUCUCUCUCUCUUGGUCGACUUAAGUCGACUCUCUCUGGCUUAGUCGCUCUCUCGUCGUUUGACUUGGUUAAGCCGUUCGCGCGAAGAUGCUGCAGUACUUGAUCUUGAGCCGCCGUGGUCGGAACAGCCCGCGAUAGUGUGUUGAGCUGAGCAAAGUCUGUCGGGGCUCAUCUCUUCUUCGCUGAUCUUCCCGUUGUUCCGUGGCGUCGUCGUCGGAAGGUUUCUAGCGCUGAUGCGCUGAGGCUGGUUUCAAGUGAAAACUAAGUGAAUAAUUGAACGGAAUUGAGAGGAAGUGAUUGCGGGCAAAGUCGGCUGAGGAUUGCUGAACGGCUGAGAUUCAGGGGUUGGAAUUUGGUGAAGAAGUGGUCGAAUAUCUCAAGAAAACCCUGAAGCAGGGGAAGAAUCCGAAUGUCUCUGUGCAAUCGGGCGAAGAAUCGCGACUAAAUAUACCGGUUUUUCGACGAGGAAGCAGCAACUAAGUACUGCGUACUGGUGUCGUCCCCCUUAUCGAAAGUCGAUAAUAAUCAAACCUCGGUCGGUACCGUGCUCCGAAAAUAGUCGACGCGCAGUGAUAAGAAGAGUCCGCGUAUCAGGUGGAAGUUCGGCCGAAGCAAGGUUGUGGAAGUUAAGCCGGUUAACGCAACGAAUCGAGAGCAAACGAGGAAACUAGAGGGAACUUGCGGCUGGACGUGAGUCAUGGAAAGUCCGGCGAGUUUGGCCUCGAGUCGAGCGCUGGAGAUUUGUAACAGCAGCAACAGCAGCAGCUAGACGAUGUGGGAGAUUUAACAUGCCACAACGCAUCGCAGCACUUGCUCAACGAAGACAACGCCGAACGUCCUCAGUGCUCCGCUCCUCAGCGACGGCCAACGGUCAGCCGAGCCCGGUGACGGAACUGGCCCGCAAAUGGACCUCGCCGAGCGGUUGCUGCUAUCGAAAGGAGAUUAUCAAGAUCCGAUCCGCACGGUCGGACCCACUCGAAGUGCUAUUACUCAGCUUAGUUAGUAAGAAGAAGAAGUGUAACAAAACCAAGUGUUCGAAGAAAUUGCCAGUGUGAAUGAGCGAAAAGUGAGUGGUUUAGAGUUAGUUAGUUGUUUAAAAUUUAAGGAAGAAAAGAGUAUACGGGAAAAAACCGGAAAAAAUGUCUCAACGAAAGAAGAUUCUGUACGGACUGUUCGGGAUCAUAAUCGGGCUGUGCGUGGGGGCGCUGUUCCGGAACUACCGGACGCUGGAGAUUGUCAGCAUGUGCAACUCGAUCAACAGCAUGAAGCAGAAGACCGCCCUCGAAAUAAUCGGCCUGCAUCCGUCCGAGAUGCCGGACAACUCGCAGCGCAAUCUGGUCUUUGUCGGGGUCAUGACCGCGAAGGACUUUCUCCAGAGCCGGGCCAAGGCCGUGUACGACACGUGGGGCAAGAACAUUCCCGGCCGGAUCGCGUUCUUCAGCUCGGAGGAAUCGGUCGCCGAGAACCUCCCACUGGUAGCGCUCCGCGGCGUUGACGAUCGCUACCCGCCGCAGAAGAAGAGCUUCAUGAUGCUGCACUACAUGUACGAGCACUACAUCGACCGGUUCGAGUGGUUCGCCCGGGCCGACGACGACGUGUUUGUGCGGACGGACAAGCUGGAGCAGUUCCUGCGGUCCAUUGACAGCUCGAAGCCGCAGUUUAUCGGCCAAGCUGGCCGCGGCAACAGCGAAGAGUUCGGGCUGCUGUCGCUGGAGUUUGACGAGAACUUUUGCAUGGGCGGUCCGGGGGUCAUCAUGAGCCGGGAAACGCUGCGAAGAGUGGCGCCCCACAUUCCAACCUGCCUCAAGAAUCUGUACAGCACCCACGAGGACGUCGAGGUGGGGCGGUGUGUGCAGAAGUUUGCCGGGAUUCCCUGUACCUGGAAUUACGAGAUGCAAUCCAUCCUGCACCACAACUCCAGCGGCAACCGUGCCUUCUCCGGGAACCUCAAGAACAAGGAGGUCCACAGUGCCAUCACGCUCCAUCCGGUCAAGCGGCCCGCCCUCAUGUACCGCCUGCACGCGUACACCCUCGGCCUCAAGGCCCAAGAGUUCCGCCAGCAGUCGCUGCUCCUCCACCGGGACAUUGCCCAGAUGACGACGCUGCUGCAAAUUCCAAAGAUCAACAAAAACCUCGCCCCGGGCGUCCCGAUCUUCCCCCAGGACGAAACCAGCCCGGCCUACCUCGGCGAUCACAACGUGCUAGGUUCAACGCCAGACCUGAACCGGCACCGACCGGCCCACCUGGGCGAGCUCAUCGAGUGGGACUUUAUCGCGAAGAGUUUGUACUCGGCGAUGCACCCGAACCCGAAGCGGAAGAUCGAGUCCUCGCUCAAGGAGGGACUCAACGAUGUGGUGAGGGAGAUCAUGGAGCACAUCAACAACUUCUCGCGGCAGCGGGGUCGCGUCAUCGAGUUCCGCGAGCUGCUGUACGGGUACAUGCGGGUCAACAGCCUGUACGGGCAGGAUCUGAUACUGGACCUGCUGUUGGUGUACAAAAAGUACCGCGGGAAGAAGAUGACGGUGCCGGUGCGGAGGCACCUGUACAUUCAGCGCUCCUUUACGGACAUUCGGGUGCGGGAGAUUACCGGUGGGGUGGUGCCGGCCCACGCCGUGACGGCGUUAGAUCGACGGAGGAUAGCGGGAGGUGGUGGUAGCGCGGAGGUGUCCAGGAUGAUGGGCACGGGGGGGAACACAACGGGAUUAGACCGCAUGCGCUCCAUCCUCAACAGCGGCUGGGAGCGCCUCUCGGACACGCUCGCCAGCCAGUUCCCCGUAGCCGCCGGAUCCGAAUUCCGCGGCCCAUCGCUCGCCCCCGCCAAAGACCGCAUAGUAUUCGUGAUUCCGCUCGCGGGCCGAUCGGAAACGUUUAUGCGCUUUUUGCGAAACUUUGAGGAAAUCGCGCUGGGCCGAGACGGGCGGACCGACCUGCUGGUGUCGAUGUACGUCGAUCCGGCGGAAUCGCCGCUCGUGACGGGACUGCUGGAUCAGCUGCGGGCGCAGUAUCCGAGGAAUCGCAUCAACUACCUGCAGCUGUACGGGAACUUUUCCCGCGGGGUCGCCCUCGAUCGUGCCAUCAAGAGUCCGUUCUGCAAGCCGGGGGACAUUCUGUUCUUCAUCGACGUCGACAUGAUCUUCACCCAGCGCACGCUGGACCGGAUACGCACGAACGUGAUCCGGAACCGGCAGGUGUACCUGCCGAUCGUAUUCAGCGAGUACGACCCGCAGCCGGAGGUGGGCGGUCGCGCCAAACUAAUCACGACGGAGCACCAUCGAAGUUCCUCCAGUUCCUUCCGGAACUUUUCCGCCCCCUAUCGGGUGUCCAACUCGAAUGGGUACUUCCGCCAGUUCGGGUACGGCCUGGCCGGAAUCUACAAGGCGGACAUCCUGCGGCCCGACAUCGGUGGCUUCAACACCGACAUCAACGGGUGGGGCCUCGAGGACGUCAAGUUUCUCGAGAACAUUAUCGCGGCCAACGUGAAGGGCAGUGCGCGCCUGCUGGACGUGGCCGACGGGAAGGUGGAUCCGUUCCAGGAUCCGCUGAGUCUGCAGCAGCACCAGCAACUGCCGCAGGAGUUGACGGUGUUCCGGGCGCCGGAUCCGUCGCUGGUGCACAUCUUCCACCCCAUCAGCUGUGAUAGAAACCUGGAGGAGGCGCAGUACCGGAUGUGCCUCGGGACGAAGGCGAACACGUUGGGGAGCUUCCGGGUGCUGGAGGAACGGUUCGUGAGGGAUCGGGAGCUGUUGCUGUACGGGAGGAGGGGGAGGGGUAGGAGGUGAGGGAGAUUAAGUUGU